CUUGUCUGUAUUUUUUAACACAGAAAUGUCACUUGCUGAUCAGCAGUUGACCAGUUGACCUCAAUAGACAUCAAAGCGCGAUGGACUCUCGUGGAAUAGGAUAUUCAAUGUCGUCAAUUUAGUUCCACAGUUUAAUACGUGGCAACGUCGCUGUGCUGUGUGACUUGACGUUCUAUUUUUUAUCAAAUGCUUUUUGUUUUGUUAUGGUUAUAAAGUGCGAAAGUGGUUUCAUGGAAAUGUUCUGAUCGUCUUGUGUGAUAAGUAAAAUAUUAGGGAUAUUUCCUGGAAAUCUCUGAAACUGCUUGUCUGGAUAGCUACACAAGCGAAGGAUGAAUUGCCUUUUGAUUUUCGACCAUCUCAACGAUAUCAUUUAUACAAAAUUUGAUGAUAAGUUUGCAAAACACAUCACUGAGUUUGCUGCAGCUUAUGGUUUUCAGUCAGAGGUACAAAGUGAAGGAUGUUUGGACAGCAACAUAAUUGUACAAAUGUUCUCCCCAAUCAUUACCUCACACCGAAUCAUGAACUGUCAGUUUGGCAAUUCCUACACAUCUAUACAAUGUGAAGACAACCUAUCUAUGCAUUUCGAUGAGUAUAUGGGAUAUCUUUUUGUGCUUAUUGGCAAUGAAAAUCAACUUUAUAUGAAAAGGCUGCUUAACGUAUGUGUCACUAUGGUCAGAUACCUUUGUGGCCCAGAUGUGUAUCAAUUGAAGGCAAAGGAAGAUAAAACAAUACUGUUGAAUAAUGUUAUCGAUAGUUGGGCAUCCUUGCACCAAAACAAUCAGACAACUUUAGUAGAAGCAAUAGAGCAGCUGUUCAUUAACUCAGACCUAAGUUCCUCAACAAUAAAGGCACUAAAAGAAUCUGUUGAUAAACUGUCUUCUUUCAUUGAGUGUAACAGAAUUCAUGCACUGAUUCUAGUACAAAAUAAGUUUUUGUCACUUUAUUCUAGUCAAAAUGCCAAAGAGCUAUCUGCUGCUGAUAUUGUUUUCUCUACAAUACUUUGUGAAACAGUGAGGGAUAGAACCACAAUUUCAAGUUAUCAGGUUCUUCUGUCAGGGCCUGAACAGCAACCAAAAUGCUUACCACAUGUGAUGCAUAUAUUGCCACUUUCAGAAGGAAUCCAUCUCAUCUAUCUCAUAGAAAUCGGAAAUGCUGCAGUAGCUGCAAGUUUGUAUGAGACAUUCUGUCAUUUACAUACAAUGCAACAGGUACAAAUCCAGAGAGAAAAAGAAACUUUACAACCAGCAUUUGAAAACCUGGACCUUGCGACCCGCCGUUUGAACGAAAGCCUAAAGAAAACAAAAAAUUCGCAAAUAGAAAAUUCCCACAAGCAGCUUAUGAAAAAAUGGGAUGUGAUCAAGAAAAAGUAUCAAGAGUAUCUGAAAAACGCUUCUGAUGAAGCAUUACUUAGAGCUGAAACUUUGGCUCUAGGUUUUCUGGAGAAUCUGAAAGAAUUGCUAAGCUUAACUUCUGUGGAUAGUGCAAUUUUGCAGUCUUCAGUGAAGAGUGUAAAAGAUGUAGCCAAUGGGGUACAAGAUAAGUUGGCUACUUAUGAUGAGUUCCUGAAGGCAAAGGGCAUCCAGAACUUCUCACUUGGAUCUAGUGAUUCCCUAACCGUCAAUAAGUAUUUGGAAGAGUUCCCGGGAUUGGUGCAUUUCAUCUAUAUAGACCGCACGACUCAUAGGGUUACCACACCAACAUUGGAUUUCAGUUCAGAAGAGGGAGAAUUCACGAAGAUUAAGAUAUGGUCUAUGGUGAACUUCACAAGAGAGCAUGUACAAGAAGGCAAUAUGUCACUAAUGUGGAAAGACAGCACUUUUAAUUACGCCUAUUUUCUGUGGUUUGAGGAUAGCAGUGGGGCUCCUUUAAAACCAGCUAAUUUUCCGACGAGUAUUUCUCUGUUGCCUGGAAUACUGUGUGAAGACUUCUACUACAAACUGAAAGAACUGUGCUUCCCAAAAAUGUCGCCAAACAAAAUCAGAUGUUACGAGUUGUUCUGUAUACAUUUGGGGUUGGUAACAGCUUCUUGUGUGUUGGAACAAACUAGAAGACUAUCGGCCACGAUUUGGGAACUUCGCGGACAUCCGUCUCAUGCUAUUGACUUACUAUAAUUCUUUAAUACUAGUGCUGAUGGCAAUUUGUCCAAAAACUUUGCCAGAGAUAGGCUAGUUAUAAUGUGCAAUAUUAAGUUACAAAUAUUCCUGACCCGAUAAAAUUCCAGAUUAUUUUUUUUAUCCAAAAAAUUUGGUAUUUUGUAUAGAUUUUCAUUGUAUAAUCCACUAGAAUGCACAGUAGCUUAAUCGAUAUUAUACAGGACGUCCCAGAUUUAGGAUUUCCAAAUUAAAUUAAAAAAUACCAUACAUUUUGGGGAAAAUGUUUAAAUUGAAACUGAUGCUCCAAAUGGUAGGAAUUUACCUGUAUAUUUCAAAGAUUAUGUCACCCGUUUGCAUUGCAUGUACUCAUGGAACAUCUUCAGCCUAGCUUAGCAUCAAGAUUGAUAUUUUUCAAGUAUUGUGUGGUAAACCGUCGGACCAUUUUUUAAAAUGCGAGAGGCCCUCAAGCAUAAUGAUAAGUUAUGCAUUUUCAAUUCAAUGAAAACAUUUUUCUUGAAAUGUAUAUUUUUAAUUUAAUUCAUCCUGUGACGUGACUCGUGGAGAAACACUAUGUAAUGUUACUAUAAAACAAUCAUAAUUUUCUUUAAUAUGUCGUGUCAAUUCUUUUUGAGAAGAACCGAUGUGUUUUUCAAAUUACCAAAGGGCCAUUCAAGUAUUACUUAAGCACUAAGGGGAAGGGGGCGGUGGUCUUCGCUUUUCUUAUUUUUGAUGACAUGGGGGAUGGUGAUGACGUCAGCAAACUUUUUUUUUUCUUCACUAACGGGUAUCCUACAAGAUUUAGUCGGUUUUUAAUCGAUAAUAGGGAAGAAUAUUGAUAUUUACGUCGAGUAAAAGUAUUUCAAAAUCAAAAAUCGGCGCGAGGCUGGAAAACGUACCUGUGCGCGAGACUAGACCGCGUGACGUCUGUAGCCAGACAGUAGAAGUUCAGUCACAGGCAUGCCAAACCAAACAGGUACAUUUUAGAAGCAAGUCAGUUCAAAUCUCUAAAAACGGAAAGUAAUGGAUGUUGCUGUAUCGCCAAUAAGAAUUCCUGCGCUUGCUAAACAGAUUUCAGAGCGGCCAGAAAAACGUUUGCAAGUGGAAAGUCCCGCAAUAACAGAAACAUCCGAAUCCGAUUCGUAUGAAGCCAGUGGAAGCAGUACUGAAAGUAGUGACAGCGAACUGCCGAGAUCGUAGUCAUUCUAAGCGCAAUAUUAGUUAACGUUUAGAACUUGGCUUCAUUGCCCAUCCCCCGAGUGCAGCCCUAAACUUUGUUAUUUUAGUAGCUAUAAAAUUCUAUAAUGUGACUGGCCCCCCCUCCUAAUUUAAGUAUUCCCCAAUAGACCCUAAAAAAAUAAGAUUUUCUCUACAUCCCUGGAAUUUCUUUGAAAACAUUAGGUACCAUGCUUUAAAAUUAUUGUCACGAGCAGGCAUUAUUAUGUCUUAAUAUUAUUAGCUUUCAAUAGACUAAAGCAAAGCAGGAUCAAUUUUUGUGGAGAAAUACAAAACAAUACUACCCAUUGGAGAUAAAAAAAAAAUAGCUUCAUAUAGGUACUUACCGAACUACUUUAACACCGCUGCUCUGAGGUUCAUCUAAAUUUGCAUUAUUUGACAAAAACUCGUACACCAUUUCCACAUUCACAUGGGGUAAAUUUCGCGAAUCAGCUUUCUGACAACCUUGGAGCAUUGUGCUAGCACAAAUAAAUAAAGUACACAAACGUUGGUCCCAAUUUAUAUAUAGUAAAUUCGUAUUCGUAUACUCUUCACUCCGUAUACAAGACGAUACAAGAUACAAGUACUCUUAUGAGGGCGACAGCACGUGUUUGGCUACUGACGUCACGCGGUCUAGUCUCGCGUACAGGUACGUUUUCUAGCUUCGCGUCGAUCCUUGAUUUUAAAAUGCUUUCCGUCGACGUAAAUAUUAAUAUUUUGCAGUCAAAUUUCUUUGGCCGUUUGUUAAUAACAAAUUUUUUUAAUUAAAAUAAGAGAAAUACGAAAAAUCUCGAACCUUCCUAUUGUAUUUAAUAAUUGCAAAAAAUCUCCUUACUUAAUACUUGAACUGCCCCCAAACAUUUAGCAAGUUUCAUUCAAUUUAAACAGGAGCAUUGUUUCUUUUCUUACCUAUAUACUUAUAAAUAAUAUAUUUUCUGUGAUAUUUGUUCAUUCCGUUUUAUUUUUCCAUGUGUAUAAGCGAAAAAAUUAAUAAAACGUGCUAAUACAA
Molecule: messenger RNA, 4314 nt
Organism: Acanthoscelides obtectus
Lineage: Eukaryota; Metazoa; Arthropoda; Insecta; Coleoptera; Chrysomelidae
Source: the annotation of a GenBank genome assembly